AACACAACGACUAUCCUACGCACGACCCCCCUUACCAACGAACUUACCUCCGCUCUCCUCAGGUCCCGCCCCGCCGACGGUCCCCCCCCCCAACGCGCGCCCCCCUCCCCCUCAACGCGUACAUGCUGCACAAUCUGGCUCACAUCGAGCUCAACGCCAUCGAUCUCGCCUGGGACACCCUCGUGCGCUUCUCCCCCCUGCGCGCGCAACUAGGGGAGGCGUUUUUUGCGGACUUUGCCCACGUGGCGGACGACGAGAGCCGCCACCUGGGCUGGGUGCUGCAGCGGCUGGCGGAGCUGGGGCACGCAUACGGCGACAUGCCAGCCCAUGAUCUGCUCUGGAGGGACGCCCUGAAAACGUCUGGUGACGUCACGGCCCGCCUGGCGGUGGUCCCGAUGGUGCAAGAAGCGCGGGGCCUCGACGCGGGGCCGCGACUGGUGGACCGGCUAAAGGAGAUGGGCGACGCCAGGUCCGCGCUCAUCGUCGAUAAGAUUGCGGAAGAGGAGCUUGCCCACGUGGCAGUCGGCGUCACGUGGUUCCUGCACGUCUGUCGGCGGUCGGGAGUGGACCCCGGGGAGAGCUUCCAAGGUUUGAUACAACAGUACUGCCAGGACACCCUGAAGGGCCCGUUCAACCACGCCGCGCGCGCCGUGGCGGGGGUCCCACGCCACUGGUACGACACGUCGGCGCCACCCCCCCAAAACGGAAAGCACUCCUCAGCGCUCGAGUCCAAGGCCAAACUGGAGGCGAAACGACGGGGUGCGAAGCUUUUCGGGGAGGAGGGAAUGGUUGGGUUGGAGAGGGGGUCGGAAAUGGGGGAGCAGAGCGAGAGAAGCAAUGUCGAAAGUAGUGGGGUUUUAAACGAGGUAUGCGGUCCAAAUGAGUUUGAUCUGAGGGAAGUACUCGUCGAAGGGGAGAAAUCAGAAACUAGGUCGGGGACGAGCGGACGAGGAAUGGCAGAUGGGGCUGGACAAUCGAAGCCGGAGGCGGACAAAAAAUUUCGAAGAGAAGAACGGAAAGGGUCAGUAGGAGUGAGGGAAGCUGAAGUUGCUGAAUCCAAGGCCUGGGCGAUCAGAAGCGAUUUGCAUUUGGCAGAAACGGAAAGCCUCGCGUCGGGAAGCGAGGACGUGCGCGCUUCAGAGCAGGAGUGGCAACGGAGUGAAAGCUUGAUAGAAACGGAACCAGAAGCAGGACCAUUUUUGGAAAUCGGCGAGUCAACAGUUGUGGAAAAACAAAUAGGGAUACAUAUGACGCACUUGUCUAGAAUCCAACCGUUGGGUGACGGCCAGGAAAAUUCCCGUCGCUCUAGUCGCUUUGAAGAGGACUUCAGAAAAUCAGCCCAGCAAGAAUUCAGUCCAACAAGAAAAACGGACACUCCGGGCGACUUCAGGAGCGGCGAAAACAGAGGGGGCGAAGCUGCAUCUGAUGCAAAAGGGGUUCCGGUUGAGGACAUCGAGGCCCUCUCUCAGGUACGAGAACGUCUUGCGUUGUUGGUUGCCAUGGAGCAAGAGCGAGCAUCUGCUUGA
Molecule: messenger RNA, 1526 nt
Organism: Klebsormidium nitens
Lineage: Eukaryota; Viridiplantae; Streptophyta; Klebsormidiophyceae; Klebsormidiales; Klebsormidiaceae
Source: the annotation of a GenBank genome assembly